Epinephelus fuscoguttatus (brown-marbled grouper) is the source of this 982-nucleotide messenger RNA. It is a transcript of the gene bloc1s3, whose product is annotated as biogenesis of lysosomal organelles complex-1, subunit 3. Lineage: Eukaryota; Metazoa; Chordata; Actinopteri; Perciformes; Serranidae. The transcript is spliced from 5 exons. The record is from RefSeq and is a predicted model, not a curated record. Gene Ontology annotation, cellular component: BLOC-1 complex. The coding region runs from base 144 to 734 and encodes 196 amino acids.
GCUCAUGUGAUUUGUGUUUUCAACAACACAGGAAAGGUUUGACAGUUUCGGGGGUUUUUGGACUCUGUAUUUAAACAUUUAACUUUUACAUUGUAUUUUAGACUCUCUCUGAGAAAACGUGUAUUGAGCAAAGUGAAGCCGCGAUGUCCAGCAGCUACCAGAUUGUGGUGCAGGGCGAGGCCUCUGAGACAGACUCUGAUGAUGAAGUCUACAUCACCUCCAUGCCACCUCCCCAAACUGUCACAGUCGGAGCCAAGGUUCCUGGGGAGGCGUCUGAAACAGACAGUGAGGGUGAGGAGGAGGAGCAGGCGGACCGAGCAUCCUCACUGAGCCAGGAGAGCACUCAGAUACUCAGGAGAGACCUGCCUCCUCUUAUUGUAGUUAGAGACCAUCCUGAUAUACAGUCCAUCGUGGAAGACAGGCCAAGUCCCACACACAGGCCACAAGGUGAGACCCUUCUACAACAGAAGCUGCAGGAAUCUAACAGCCGGCUGUUUACUGACGUUGCACAGACACUACGGCAUGUUUAUGGCAGUGCCACUCGAGAAGUGCAAAGUGCAACAGCUCAGCUGAAUACGUCGCAGAGCGCCAUCAUCAACGCCUCCCACAGCAUCCGAUUAAUCCUGGACGACCUCAAGGCUGUGUCCGAGAAGAUCGACAUCAUCACCAGCUGUCAAAUACUGCCUGAUAUUAACAUCAAUAAUCCAAAUAAUUGUACUGCUCCUGCACCUUGAAGAAUCAAAUCAAUAUUUAUGUGUAAAAUAUCAUCAUGGGAAUAUUUUCCAUGAAUAUCAGAGAGUAGAAGAAAAAGCAUGUUAGCUUUACUUCAGUGUUUACGAACAGCACCCAUGCAUAUGAACAAAUAUGUAUACUGAACAGUCACACACUAUUUAUCUGUCAGGUUUCUCUGUCCUUGUGCCUGGAGCUCUGGGGAUAUUUCUGUAAGGAGUAGAAGUUAAGGAAAUAAAAGCAUGUCCUGUCA